Molecule: messenger RNA, 2466 nt
Organism: Diplodia corticola
Lineage: Eukaryota; Fungi; Ascomycota; Dothideomycetes; Botryosphaeriales; Botryosphaeriaceae
Product: mucin-7 precursor
Exons: 2
Coding region: 1-2466 (821 amino acids)
Source: RefSeq, a predicted model, not a curated record
AUGUCAUCGAAUCUGCCUGGCGGCGGCGGCGUGAGAUCACUUCGUGCUAUGUUCGAGAGCUCACAUCCCGAACGUUCUGCCUCCCCUGAAGCUGCCCGUGGCCGUUCGCCCACCCCCGGCUCGCCCUCCGUCCGCAGCAGCGAGUCCAAUUCGCGCCCGACCUCCAAGGUGCGCGCCAGCUUCAUCUCCGUCGGCCCCUUUGACUCGCCCCCGACCAGCAUGCCCGGCGAAAACGGCGUCGAGAGCCCGGCCGUCGAGAGCCCGGCUGUCGAGAGCCUGCCUGGCAGCGCGAGCCCCUUCUCGAGCCCGCCCGCCGGCGCCAUCAACGCCCUCAGGGCCGCCGCGCCCUCCGAGUCCACCGGCAGCACCGCCACCCAGCGCCGCGGCAGCAUGAGCCUCGAUCCAGCCCGCGACUCGGACGCGCUCGAGGAGCUCAGGCACACCGUGUCGUCCGAAGCCGACCAUCGCCGCGCCAGCGUCGACAUCCAGGAGACGGUGCCCGAGAACGCCGUCUUCACCGGCCCCACCAACACGCCCUUCAUGGAGAUCAAGGAGGACAAUGCGAUGGGCACCUUCGUCGACAAUGACAACAACAAGUGGCAGGAUGCCAAGAAGGCUAGCGAGCCUGGCCCGAGGGCGGAAGCCACGAACGAGAACGCGCGCCAUUUCCUCGAGGAAGCCGCCGCCGGCUUGAAGCGCGUCGAAAUCGCCGCGGAGGAGAAGAAGUCCGAGUCGGCUCACAAGUCGUCCUCCGCCUCUGACGCCACCGCCACCGGUGCCACUCCCACUCCCACUCCCGCCGCCGCUGCCCCGCCGCCUGCCGAAGAACCAAAGAAGGAGGAAAUUGCCCUUCCCGCGGAAGAACCUACAAUGGGCCAGCCGGACAAGAAGACCGACGUGGAGGACGAGAGCGCUGAGAUGAAGCCCUCGGACCCCAAGGAGGAAAGCGCUGUUUCUGGAGGCGAGGCUCUGCCGCCGCCAACCGAGACUUUGAAGCCCCUCGGCGUUGAGAAGACCACGGAGGAGGCGCCUGCGCCUGCGCCCGCCGCCGAAGAGAAGGCCGAGGAGAAGGUUGAGCCCCAGCCUGAGGAGAAGGCCGAUGCCGCGCCUGAGCCUGCUCCCGAGGCUGAGAAGACGCUUGCGCCGGCUGAAGAGAGCAAGCCGUCUGGCGCCAAGUCUCCCGUUCCUCCCGGAACUCCUACCUCGCCGGUCGCCUCUCCCAAGUCCACGACGUCGAAAACCUCGUCUGCCAAGGAGCCUGCGAAGAGGACCAGCAGGACGUCGCUCAAAUCGGCGACUUCCAGCUCUGCCGCGAAGCCGCGCGCUACGUCCAGGCCCGCUGCUGAGAAGAAGGGCACUCACGCCACGCCCCCUUUUACGAAGCCCAGACCAAAGUCGCCCACGCGCCCCGCCAAGCUCCCCUCGCACCUGACGGCGCCCACGGCUGCUUCGGCUGCGAAGCGCGAGGCCGAGAAGGCCGAGGAGAAGAAGGCUGCCGCUAAGCCCAAGACCACGACCCCGCGCGCACCGGCCGUCGCGUCCAAGACCACGACUGCUGCCGCGCACAAGACGGCAGCCGAGAAGAAGGCGGGCUCCCGCCCCGCGCAGACGACGGCCAAGCGCCCCGAGUCCCGCACGUCCAGGCCCAGCGUUGGUGCGCGCGCGCCUGACGACAGCUUCCUCGCCCGCAUGAUGCGCCCGACGGCGGCGUCUGCCAGCAAGACGCACGAGAAGAAGGACGACGUCAAGUCGCCUCCGAGGCGCCAGACGUCGGUGAAGACGAAGCAAGCGAACGGCAGCGGCGUUGGCGCGAAGGCGAAGACAAAGGUUGUGGAGGGCAUUGACAAGGCGAAGGAGAAGGUUUUGGACAAGGAUACUUCGGAGAAGAAGGAAGAGAGCUCGGGACCGAGCCUGGAGCCUGCGCUUCCCAUCACCGAGAAGCCAGUGGAGGAGGAAAAGGUGGCCGAGGAGGAGGGCAAGAACACACCGCCUCAGGAUGCGGAGACUCCAGAGCAGAGCGGGGAGACGAUGACGCAAACGCCUGCGGGCAUUGAGGGCGGUGUUAUUCGCCCAACAACACUUGCCACUCUAGUUGAAGAAGCCCCACCGCAAAUCCGGUCGCCGCCUCAACAACUCUUCCCCGACGCAGCAACGACGUCGACGCCAACAAGCGGCUCCCGCGCCCUCCGCAGCUUCAGCAACGCCAGCAGCAUGACGGCCUACUCUUCCGCGAGCACUGCCUUCACCACCUCGACCGCCGCGACGUCCGUUUACGGCGGCGCUCGCUGCAGCACUCCAACCUCUUCCUACACCAGCGGCACUUCUACCCCGUCGUCUGUUUCUGUCUGUGGCGGCGACAUCCCUCCGCUUCCUUCUUCCGUCAAGCCCAACGUCGCUGCCGCCGCCGCUGCUCCGCGCAGGGGUCGCAUCUCGAACUUGGUUGCGUUCUUUGAGAAGAACCAGUGA